CAAAUCUUGCAUGCAGCUAUAGUAGUUAUGCAUUUAUCUAUAUAAAGAGAACCUUGUAUCUGUUUUAAAUACACUCACUUAAACACCCCACAAUUAUCAUUUCUUUAUAUCUAGGAAAAUGAAGUUUGCACAUGUAUAUGUUUUAGCUUCAUUUUGUAUUGCUUUUGUCGGAAUUGGUGCGACACUAUCAGGAGAAGAUUAUUGGCAAUCUGUUUGGUCAAACACUCCUCUGCCAAGUGCUUUCGCCGAUCUAUUGCUUCCUUAUGGAAAAACUAAUAACCUACCUAUUAAGUACGAAGAGUUAAACCAAUACUCGACACUCUUUUUUCCACAUGACCUUUAUCCUGGGAAAACUAUCAUCUUGGGUAACACUAAAUCUGCUGGAAACACAGUGCGACCAUUCACUGAACCAAAACAAGGUGUCACAGAUUCCAUAUGGUUGAAAAAUAAAGAAAGACAAAGUCUUGAUGACUUUUGUAAGAGCCCAACCGCUAAAGGAGAACACAAACAUUGUGUCUCAUCUUUGGAAUCAAUGAUUGAUCAUGUCAUUUCACAUUUUGGAACCACAAAAAUUAAAGCUAUUUCAAGUACCUUUGACAAAAAUCAAGACCAAUAUGUGGUGGAGGAAGUGAAAAAAAUUGGAGACAAUGCUGUGAUGUGUCAUAGAUUAAAUUUUGAAAAAGUUGUAUUCAAUUGCCACCAAGUUCGUGCAACAACUGCUUAUGUGGUCUCAUUGGUAACCCCUCAAGGAGAUAAAACUAAGGCUUUAACUGUUUGCCACCAUGACACAAGAGGAAUGAACCCCGAGUUGCUUUAUGAAGCUCUCAAAGUCAAACCUGGAACUGUCCCUGUUUGUCAUUUCAUUGGAAAUAAGGCUGCUGCUUGGGUACCCGAUAAUUCUGUUGACCAUCCUUGUGUCAUCUAGAUGCUUACUAGUCAUGCACAUCAUUUCCAAUAAAAUAUAUCACGGUAAAACCAUGCUUGACAUUUGAGGAUUUUUAACUUUAUGGGAUCCUCACGUUCAUACUAGAAUUGCUUUAAAAUAAUAGAUGUAUUUAUGGAGAACUAUGAUGUGCAAUUUUAAAUUCCAUGUAUUCUAAAUAAAACAUGCUAGUUCUAAACUAAUUAGAACUAUGGUUUGUAACUUUGUAUCUGGUGGUAUCUAAGUAUCUUAUGACCAGUUUCCUUGUAUGUUUGAAUUUCGUAAUGCAAAAGAAGUGUUUGAUA
Molecule: messenger RNA, 1227 nt
Organism: Vicia villosa (hairy vetch)
Lineage: Eukaryota; Viridiplantae; Streptophyta; Magnoliopsida; Fabales; Fabaceae
Product: embryonic abundant protein VF30.1-like
Exons: 3
Coding region: 119-925 (268 amino acids)
Source: RefSeq, a predicted model, not a curated record